Monopterus albus (swamp eel) is the source of this 948-nucleotide messenger RNA. Its product is annotated as endonuclease domain-containing 1 protein. NCBI's taxonomy places the organism in Eukaryota, Metazoa, Chordata, Actinopteri, Synbranchiformes, Synbranchidae. Bases 36 to 923 code for a protein of 295 amino acids. Gene Ontology annotation, molecular function: nucleic acid binding; hydrolase activity; metal ion binding. The record is from RefSeq and is a predicted model, not a curated record. The transcript is spliced from 2 exons.
AUCUAGAAGGACAUAGAAGUUAAAGGAGCAUUACCAUGAUGAUACCCACAUCUGCAGCUGUCAUAAGUAUCCUGACCUGUGUGUUGCUACAGGGGGCCCGGGCAGGAGUGGUUGGGGACUUUAGCAAUGUGGAACACUGUAAAGACUCUCUGUACAUGGGCACUCCACCUCGAGGGUACUUCAGCAACUCCUUUAAAAAGAUCUGCCAACGGUAUGAGGACAAGCCCCGUUAUGCUACCCUCUAUGACCCACACAAACGCAUCCCCAUCUACUCUGCCUAUACAUUCAAGAGGUCAGAUGGGGAGAAGAAGGUGGACUUCCCUUGGAUGUAUGAGCCCCAGUUGGCCUCAGAAAAAAGCAGCAGCAACAUGGAGCCAUUUCCUCAAUCUUCAAGAAUGCAUAUGAACUUUGAGGACACCCAGGCUGUCCUGGAGGACUAUGCUGAUGUGGUUCAGUAUGAACGUGGCCAACUAAAUCCUGAUGAACAUCAGGCUGACCCUCUAGACAAAGCCUCUACCUACAGCUUGACAAAUGUGGUACCCCAGAUCAGGGAGUUCAACUUGGGUCCCUGGGCGGAACACCAGGACCUCAUCCGCAAGCGCCUAAACAACUACUGCCGUGGCAAAGCCUUUGUGGUCACCGGGGUCACUACCUCUGGGCACACAAUUCGUCGCAACAACCUGGAUCGGGUGGGUGUACCGGAGUACAUGUGGUCGGCCUACUGCUGCACCGAGUUUGACCAAAAUGCGCCAUACUUUGUGCGCUACAAGUUCCCUGUGUUUGGAGCUUAUGGACUGAACGAUCAGGUCAACAACCAUAUGGUGGAAGUUCCUCUCAAGAACCUGGAGCGGUUCCUCAAGGGGCGGAUGAAUGUGGACAAGAAUUUCCAAAUUUUCUAUAAUGACUGCAUAUCAGACAAAUAAAAUAAAACAGCUGUGAUCUCUUUUA